Molecule: messenger RNA, 1425 nt
Organism: Hippoglossus stenolepis (Pacific halibut)
Lineage: Eukaryota; Metazoa; Chordata; Actinopteri; Pleuronectiformes; Pleuronectidae
Product: meteorin-like protein
Exons: 4
Coding region: 104-988 (294 amino acids)
Molecular function (GO): hormone activity
Source: RefSeq, a predicted model, not a curated record
GCUGCAGUAGAGCGCUCCUACUCCAUGUCUCUCAGACUCAUUUUAUUUCAGCCAUGCUCUGUCGUCCCCUUCUCCUUGGGUUUUUUAUCUUUACGUCGGUGACAUGUUUUCUUUUGCGAUAGUUUUGGUGCAUUUCUUGGCUCUUCAGCUGCGACACUGUGCAGCUGAUCUGUGCAACUGGACCGGGAGCGGUUUUGCAGCUGGCGUGGACUCCAGGAUCGUGCUCCAGGUGCGGCUGCGGUGCACCGAGGGCUCGGUGAGGUGGCUGUACCCAGGCCAGGCUCUCCGGGUGGUGCUGGAGCCGAACCUGUCCUCCAACCUGCGCACCACCGUCUGCAUCAAACCGUCGCCCUCCUUCCGCGGGGCCAGUGUGUUCGUGGAACGCGCCGGAGAGCUGGAGCUGCUGGUGGCGGACGGAGAGCGGCCGCAGCAGGUCUUCUGUUUCCGGGCUGAAGGAUCGCGCAGGCCCGCUUUAUACCUCCAGGCCAGCCCGCAGAGUGACGGGCACUGGAGCAGACGCACGAUGAGCUUCAGAUACGAGCUGCUGGGGAACAGGAGCGCGGCGCCCAGCCUGGGUCACAGCGGGCAACAGGCUUCUUGUCGACCCUGCAAUGAUACUGAACUCCUGAUGGCCAUCUGCAACAGUGACUUUGUGAUCCGAGGCCACAUCAAGAACAUCUCCCACAGCUCUGCAAGUCAGACAUCGUUGGUGGAGGUGUCAGCGGUGAGGGUGUACUGGCAGCGUAGUGGAGUGUUUGAGCGACGUGUGGAUCCGGGGUCACCUCGGUCCGUCUCAACGUGGCAUGGACACAUCCACGCACUCCUGCAGUGCCACGUGAAGCCUGGGGACGGAGAGUUUCUCUUCACAGGGUCAGAACACUUUGGGGAAGCGUGGUUAGGGUGUGCACCGCGAUACAAAGACUUCCUCUCCGUCUACCAGACUGCCCGGGCGGCACGUCGGAAUUCCUGUGACUUCCCUUUAGACUGAGGAAGUGUGUUGUUGUAGCACCACUGAGCCCGACAGUCUUAAUCCACAGGCAUUUUCACCCCUGUACUGGCAGUGUGGGAUCCCUGUGAUGUUUUAAUGUGCCAUCCUGGUGGCAUCGAAUAUCACCAGCAGAGACAGAGUGACUGAUUUUCUGGUGAAACGCACAUUUGGAGGAGUGGAACAGGAGCAAACAGCAGGGGCCUCCUGCACCAGGGCUCAGGGAGGGCCUGCUUUUGUCUCUCUCACAUCACCGUCCUCGGCCCUGGGAGACUAGGAAGGGGUUGGGUGGCUGCUCGGUCUUUGUGCGUCUCCACACAUCCACUGUUGUUCACUUUGCCGGCUCUGUGUGAGAGUUGCCCUCUGAACUGUGGUGGGAGGGGAAGACUGAAGGGCCGCCAUUUUUCAAGGUUGUCUUCAUGAAUAAAGGCUUGAACAUG